Halichondria panicea is the source of this 1310-nucleotide messenger RNA. RefSeq names its product aquaporin-9-like. Lineage: Eukaryota; Metazoa; Porifera; Demospongiae; Suberitida; Halichondriidae. Gene Ontology annotation, molecular function: water channel activity; glycerol channel activity. Gene Ontology annotation, biological process: water transport; glycerol transmembrane transport. Bases 168 to 1178 code for a protein of 336 amino acids. Gene Ontology annotation, cellular component: basolateral plasma membrane; plasma membrane. The record is from RefSeq and is a predicted model, not a curated record. The transcript is spliced from 7 exons.
AUAACUAUCAUUGUUAUCUAGAGUGUGUGGGUGCUCAAGAAUGUUGUGAAUUUUUUUCAAAACAGUCACAUGCAUGUUGCUCGUGUGUGAGCCUUGGCCAGCUAUUAUAGAAACAAGAGCUAGCUUCUGCUUGUGUUGUGUGCAUCUUAUCACUCUUUCAAAUAUCCAUGUCUGAACGUACCCGUUUGCUGGUAUCUGGAACCAGGGACGUCAGCAUGAACCCCUACCAACAGGUCAUGCUCAUGAGGAAACGCGCUGGGAGGGUGAUCACUCACUACUGGGCAAAAACAGUGGCUGUAUUUCGUGGACGAGAGUUCUUUGCAGAGUUCCUAGCUACCUUUGUGCUUGUACUAUUUGGCGAUGGUGCUAUUGCCCAGGCAGUGCUGAGUGGGUCAGCCGACCGUGGUGAAGUCAUGACGAUCAAUGUAGGCUGGGCAGUGGGGGUCAUGAUGGGAGCUUAUGUCUCCAUAGGCAUCACCGGGGGCCACAUGAAUCCAGCUGUAACCUUCGCUAUGGCACUGCGAGGGAAACUAAGCUGGCUAAAAGUGAUCCCAUACUGGGUAGCCCAAUAUUUGGGUGCAUUUGUGGCAUCAGUUGUCCUCUACGGAACAUACAUAGAUGCAUUGCAUAAUUUUACGGGAGCUGACAACCCGCACUGCAACGCUAGCGACACAUUCACCCCUCUCUGUACUGGUCGUAUCUGGGCCACGUAUCCUCAGCCCUUCCUCAGUCUGGCCAACGGGUUCCUAGAUCAGGUGGUUGGUACAUUUCUCCUUGUCCUGGGCAUCUUCGCCAUCUGUGACUCCUCUAACUCUGAGCCUCAGGGCGGCAUGAAGCCACUGCUGAUUGGGUUCCUCUUGUGGGGAGUGGGCGGAUCCUUCAUGUGGAACUCUGGCUAUGCCGUCAACCCAGCGAGGGACUUUGCCCCUAGGGUAUUCACGGCCAUAGCAGGAUGGGGUGCAGACGUGUUUGUUUGCUCUAACUGUGGUUUGAUUCGUCACUGGUGGUGGGUCCCUCUCGUUGCUCCGAUGGUGGGUGGGGCUAUAGCUGGCUGGGUCUACUGGUUCUUCAUCGAUGCUCACCACUCUUAUCAGCGACCGGAGGAUGAGGGGACGUACAGUAGCCUCAACGCUAACAGCCCACCACGACUGACAGAACAAAAGCACUCUCUCCACUGAACACAAACUAACUCUUGAUCUAGAUUAUAUUUUUGUACAGAUAUAAUUAUAUAAAGUAGCUAUUUAUAAUGUGUGUGUUCCAUAGUUCUAUAUAUACAUGCAUGUAGUUUUGUAAGGAAAUUUUUUUCUUGA